CUCGCGUGUUUGAAUGAAGGAAGGAGCCCACGAGUACCUUCAGACUCAACUCGAGAAGAGUACGAUAAACGUUGACUAGUAGCUCUGUAAUUUAGCAAAUUAAACGAUACAUUGUUAGCAUUUAAUCCAACGUGUACGAUCAAGGAUUGAGAUUUAGUACAGUAGCUAACGUAAGCAAUCCCGGCUCGUGUCGUUUGUUGUGCUUGCAUGUUAGCUAGCUAGCCAAUUCUGCUAUACUUGCUAGUGCCAAACAAUAAACCAAAUAGUUAAUGUUAUCCAGGUAAAUGUGUUUUUUCUAACUGUUAACAAACUAUUAUCCAGGACUCCUGUAUAUGAUCAAAUAUGUCCGAAGCACAAGACUUGAGAAAGCGCAGUAAGAAACGUUAUGGCGGCGGACACCGGAGUAAGAAGUACAAGGGUUCCCGGGAGCUCGAGGUGGGCAUGCAAGGUGUCCUCAUCACCUGCAAUAUGAACGAGAGGAAAUGCACCGCGGAAGCCUUCAACCUGCUGAACGAAUACGCCGACCAACUCUACGGACCUGAGAAUUUUAAGGAACCCGAGGAGAGCAGUAGCGAGGAAGAGGAGGAUGAAGAUGUGGAGGCGGCUCUGAAGAAGGAGGUGAAGCAGCUCAAAGCGUCGUCGGGGAAACGGCAGCGGCGCUUUCAGGCCAUGGACAGCGGGGCCAACAACGUCAUCUUCAUCAAGACCAGGAACCUCGACCCUGAGAAGCUGGUGCAUCACAUCCUGUCAGACCUCCACAUCACCAAGAAGAACAAGUCACGAGUCAUCCUCAGAAUGCUGCCGGUGAGUGGAACGUGCAAGGCGUUCCAGGAGGACAUGGAUAAGUACCUGAGUGUGUUCUUAGAGCCGUGGUUUAAAGCCCCCAACCAGGGCAGCUACCAGAUCGCCUUCAAGGCUCGGAACAGCUCCCACAACAAGAGGGAUGACAUCAUCAAGGCCCUGGCAGGCCUGGUGGGGAAGAUGAAUCCUAAAAACAAGGUUGACCUGACCACCCCUGAGCUCACCAUCAUCGUCGAGGUCAUCAAGAGUGUGUGCUGCGUCAGCGUCGUCAGGGACUACACUCUAUACAGGAAGUACAACCUGCAGGAGGUAGCCAAGGAGGAGGGGCCUAAAGAUGGGAAACAGGAAAAGGUCACCACAAAUCAGGAAGAGAUCAAGUCGAACCAGGAAGAGAAGGAUGGGAAACAGGAAGAGAAGGAUGGGAAACAGGAAGAGAAGGAUGGGAAACAGGAAGAGAAGGAUGGGAAACAGGAAGAGAAGGAUGGGAAACAGGAAGAGAUCAAGUCGAACCAGGAAGAGAAGGAUGGGAAACAGGAAGAGAUCAAGUCGAACCAGGAAGAGAAGGAUGGAAAGCAGGAAGAGGGAAAGGAUGCCCCAAAAACAGAUCGGGAAGGAAAGGGGGAGGAAGAGAAGUAGAUCUCUGUACCAGGAAGGGAGAGAAGAAGAGGGAGGGGAAUGAGGGAGGAAGGAGAUCCCUGUACCAGGAAGGGAGAGAAGAAGAGGGAGGGGAAUGAGGGAGGAAGAGAAGGAGAUCCCUGUACCAGGAAGGGAGAGAAGAAGAGGGAGGGGAAUGAGGGAGGAAGGGGAUCCCUGUACCAGGAAGGGAGAGAAGAAGAGGGAGGGGAAUGGGGGAGGAAGAGAAGGAGAUCCCUGUACCAGGAAGGGAGAGAAGAAGAGGGAGGGGAAUGGGGGAGGAAGAGAAGGAGAUCCCUGUACCAGGAAGGGAGAGAAGAAGAGGGAGGGGAAUGGGGGAGGAAGAGAAGGAGAUCCCUGUACCAGGAAGGGAGAGAAGAAGAGGGAGGGGAAUGAGGGAGGAAGAGAAGGAGAUCCCUGUACCAGGAAGGGAGAGAAGAAGAGGGAGG
Molecule: messenger RNA, 1883 nt
Organism: Oncorhynchus masou masou (cherry salmon)
Lineage: Eukaryota; Metazoa; Chordata; Actinopteri; Salmoniformes; Salmonidae
Product: THUMP domain-containing protein 1-like
Exons: 5
Coding region: 343-1437 (364 amino acids)
Biological process (GO): tRNA modification
Molecular function (GO): RNA binding
Source: RefSeq, a predicted model, not a curated record